AGACUGUAGCCAAGACUUGAAUAUUUGUAUAUUUGACCAAAAUCAACUCCGAAACGGUGAAGCUCGGGCUGAACAGGUGAACAGGUGAACAGGUGACAAAGGUCUCAGGCCAAAGAUAAAGUAUUUACAGCUGCAUGUUUGCUUGUGACGCUGUGACCUCAGACAACAUCCCGACGGUGGAAGUGGAUUCCAGAGUUCCUCUUUGGCGUCUUCGUGAUGAACACUUUGUUGUCUUCUCUUUCAGAGGGAGUCAUUAAGGACAAUGAAUACGUGAACGCACCAGUACGUCCUGAGGACAAAGCCCCCCCAGACCGGAGGCUCCUCUUCUCCUCUCCGUCUCUCCCCCUGCUCGCCGUGUGUUGGAUCCUCCUGCUGCUCAUCAUGGGCCUUCGUAUCUACUUUUCUUCCGUCAUUUCUGAACAAAACGUCAAGCUGAAGAACGAGAUCCAGGAGCUGAAGGAGAACUUCACAAAACAAAUCAAAGACCUGGAGGACAACUGGGAGAAGUUCAAUGUCAACAGAGCUCAGUGGACCAUCGACUCCUACUGCCCAGCAGAUACACGUAAAGUGAGAAGGUGUUCAUCUUGUCAGAAAGGCUGGACCAAGAUCCAGAAGAGCUGCUUUGUGCUUCAUAACAGUGAAGCUCCUCCUGAUCCUAAAACCUGGGAAGAAGCUCGAGAGAACUGCAGAGGAAGGGGAGGAGAUCUGUUUGUUGUUCAUGAUGAGGAGGAAAAGAACGUAAUCGAUGAGAAGAUCACAGCGAUCCCUGUAUCUAACGGGUACUGGAUGGGCCUGAGGGUUGAAGGAGGGACGUGGAAGUGGAUUGAUGGAACUAAUCUGACUGACACCUCCUGGAUGGAACCUCCUGCUGAAGGUCACUGUGCCGUUUCUCUCGGGAACAAAGGAUGGACAUCAGUGAAGUGUGAUGAGAAGAGAACAAGGAUCUGCUCACAGAAAGCUUUGUCUGUUGAUGAUUUUAUUCAAGGUUUUAAUUUCUACAGAAAAUAGGUUUUAUUUUCUAAAGUGUUGUGUUCUUCAAAGCAGAAUCUCAGCUUCAAGGUGUUUUAUUGGAUCCAAUAGAUACUUUGAGUGUGAAUUCAGACGUCAAGACCAAACUGUUGAUUGUUCAUAACUUCCUGUGUGUUUCCUUGUGAUCUGAUUUACACAUCAGCAGCUUCCUGAUUUCUCCCUGAUUAAUUUCUUCUUGUUUCUACCUUUGACCAGCAGGGGGCGCUGCCUGCUGGUUCUCUGCACUUUGCAUCAAUACUUAGAACCAUGUUGAACUUGCACAGCUGAUGUUUCUCAGUUUAUCUUUGUAGCAGCAGGUUCAUCUUUUGGUCUGUUGUUGUUGUUGUUGUUGUGAAUAAAUGUGCAGCCACA
Messenger RNA from Gasterosteus aculeatus aculeatus (three-spined stickleback), 1380 nucleotides. The record is from RefSeq and is a predicted model, not a curated record. NCBI's taxonomy places the organism in Eukaryota, Metazoa, Chordata, Actinopteri, Perciformes, Gasterosteidae.